UACAGGAAUGACCAGAGACUGCGGACAUAGUACAGGAGAUGACCAGAGACUGCGGACACAGUACAGGAGAUGACCAGAGACUGCGGACAUAGUACAGGAGAUGACCAGAGACUGCGGACACAGUACAGGAGAUGACCAGAGACUACUGCGGACACAGUACAGGGGACGACCAGAGACUGCAGACAUAGUACAGGAAAUGACCAGAGACUGCGGACAUAGUACAGUAGAUGACCAGAGACUGCGGACAUAGUACAGGGGAACGACCAGAGACUGCAGACAGGAGAUGACCAGAGACUGCGGACACAGUACAGG
Messenger RNA from Staurois parvus, 312 nucleotides. NCBI's taxonomy places the organism in Eukaryota, Metazoa, Chordata, Amphibia, Anura, Ranidae. The record is from the annotation of a GenBank genome assembly.